CUUCAUGUUACUCUAUCAAAUAUAUGAUCAAAAUAUAUACAAAUAUUUUUAGAAUUUGUGAAAAGAUUUUUAAGAUUUUAUAAAAUUUAGAAUAUCAGAAAAAUGUCAACUUUUUAGGGGACAUAACAUUUAAAAUUUUCACAUAUGUAACCUGCUCAUUCUUCGUCUUAUUUUCAUAUCUUCGAAACCUCUAAUUGUUUUCACCGAUGGAUGGUACUAAUCCUAAGCUGUAUCUGGGUUCAUUAGCCAGUGAAAAGUGGUCGACAUUCACGAGUUCUCAUGGUUCCACCAGUAAUAUAAAUAUUUCUCCUAGCAAUGAUUUAUUUGUUAACUCUGGUGGAUUUUCAGAGGGAGAGAUGUUUCAUGGUUUUGCCGCCUCAUCCGAAGUUAGUGAUCAUUUAAAUAGCGGCAUUACUAGCAGUGGUAACAGAAUUAAUUUCAUGGGGACAGAUGAUCGAAACGAUGAAGUGAAGGUGGAUGCUAAGCAGAAGAACAAGAAUAAGAAACAGAGGUUUGCUUUUCAAACCAAGAGCCAGGUUGAUAUUCUUGAUGAUGGAUACAGAUGGAGGAAAUAUGGCCAAAAGACUGUUAAAAAUAAUGCACACCCAAGAAACUACUACAAGUGUACGUAUCAAGGAUGCAGUGUGAAGAAGCAAGUCCAACGCCUAGACAAGGAUGAAACAAUUGUGGUGACUACUUAUGAAGGGAUUCACACCCACUCUAUUCAGAAGCCCUCUGACGAUUUCCAAAACAUCUUGAGUGAGAUGAAGAUUUUCCCUACCUCUUAAUUUCGGACGCUAUAUUAUCGCACCGAUUUUAGGGUCUCUUUCUUCACAUAUACGGUACUACUAACCGCUAGAGAUAAGUGAUUAAAGUGUUUGGGAAAAAAGUAGAAAUCAGGAAACAAAAGCUAGGAAUCCUUCUACACAAACAAUACGAAUAAGUGUUUCUAACUUAAAACUCCAAAAUCGGGGUUUUUAAGCCCCGCCCAAACACCCACAUAAUAAAUUUAGUGCAAAACUAGUAAACUACACAAGCAUGGCAUGGAAAUUGUUCACACUCUUGAUUUCUUUGAUAGAAGGGUAUACGCAUAAUCAACACAUUUCUCAUUCAAUUUAUAAAAGAGAAUGUAUCUUGUAGAUAAUUUAUGUGCCCAUGUAUUUCCAGAAUUUAUAUUUCUAAUAAUUUUCUUCAAACGUGAGAUUGCUCGCAUUAGCACAUCUCCUUGUCCAACUGAAAUCAGAACUGUAGAAUGGAAAUCAGCAGAAAAUACUUGGCUAAAACUUGAUGUGGAUGCCUGUUUUCACGAAGGAGAUGAGUCAUUUAUUGUGGAUAUGGUUAUCCGUGAUGAAUAUGACCAGUAUGUCAAAGGUAAGAACAUGAGAAUCUAUGGAUCACCUACAAUAAUUAUGGAAGCAGAAGCUAGAGGAGUACAGGAGACUUUGGUCUGGAUAGAAGACUUGAGUAGUAUUCAUCAUGUUGUUAUAGAAAGCGAUUCUGAGGUGGUAGCGAAAGCAGUGCAAAGAGACAUACUCCUUCCGUCUCAUCAGCUUCUUUACGCUACUUUUUGAUACGUAUUUUGAGACUCCUAUAAAGUAUAGUUCCAUAAUGUUUUUUAUUUUAAAAAAAUCCUGAAAAGAAGUUAGAUGUUUGAACUUUUAUUCAGAAAAAAAUAAAUUAAAAAAUGGUUAUUGAACUAUACUUUAUAAGAGCCUUAAAAUGCGUGGAACGUAAACAUCCGGGUGGGACGGAUCGAAGGAGUAUCUUAUCUUCUGGAAAUUGGUCAUAUUCUGGAGUUAUGUAAAGGAAAGCUCAGAUAUAGAACUUAUAUAUCACUCUGACA
Messenger RNA from Daucus carota subsp. sativus, 1843 nucleotides. Its product is annotated as probable WRKY transcription factor 45. Gene Ontology annotation, biological process: regulation of DNA-templated transcription. The coding region runs from base 207 to 788 and encodes 193 amino acids. Gene Ontology annotation, molecular function: DNA-binding transcription factor activity; sequence-specific DNA binding. The transcript has 2 exons. Lineage: Eukaryota; Viridiplantae; Streptophyta; Magnoliopsida; Apiales; Apiaceae. The record is from RefSeq and is a predicted model, not a curated record.